AGCUCGUUGCAAAGAGCGCAGCAGAUUGGCGUCAAAUACUAUGUCGAUUUCCAGCUCAGGAUCCCACGAGCAGAGACGGAAGCCAUUGCCAAUGUCAUUUUCACUCACGCCCGGCGAAUCAACCCAGGCUUCCAAAUGGUAAUUGUUAGCAGCUACCGGCAAGGCAAGCUAGAGAGCGGCGACGUUAAUGUGAUUAUAAGCCACCCCGACGAAGCUCAAACGCUCAACGUUGUGAAAAGGCUGAUUUACAUCCUAGAGAAGAGCUCUUUCAUCAAGCAUACUUUGAGUGUUUGGACGCGAAAUAGUAAUCGUGAACAAGCCCCUCUGCCAUAG
This is a messenger RNA of Trichoderma atroviride IMI 206040, 333 nucleotides long. The record is from RefSeq and is a predicted model, not a curated record. NCBI's taxonomy places the organism in Eukaryota, Fungi, Ascomycota, Sordariomycetes, Hypocreales, Hypocreaceae.